Messenger RNA from Podospora bellae-mahoneyi, 778 nucleotides. RefSeq lists its product as uncharacterized. Gene Ontology annotation, molecular function: deaminase activity. The transcript is spliced from 3 exons. Lineage: Eukaryota; Fungi; Ascomycota; Sordariomycetes; Sordariales; Podosporaceae. Gene Ontology annotation, cellular component: cytosol; mitochondrion. The record is from RefSeq and is a predicted model, not a curated record. Bases 314 to 715 code for a protein of 133 amino acids.
AUUCACCCAGAGUCUUUCUUGCCCAUUUGAAGAUACGAUGUUGUUCAGUGAGAACCUCGAUUGCUAAUAUAGAACCGUAAUCCUGUUCUAAAAAGACGACCCAGCCUUGACGGCAUCACGUAGUUGCCCUGCAAGAGGAUAUCUAUGCACCUCCCUGAUCAGCAAUAGGAUGCGGGGCGAAAUAUCCAUCAUCUCUAGCUUAACAUCUGUGGAGUUGUUUUCUCUCCUCCCAACCACACCGCCUCCUCUUCUUCACCAACAUCAAUCACUUCUUCGUUUCAAAAACAUACUUCACCCAUGAUCCUGAGCCACCAUGGCCCCCACCGCUGUCUUCACCCAAAACGCCCCCGCGCCCAUCCCGCAGCUCAGCCAAGCCAUCAAGCACAACGGCAUGGUGUUCUGCUCCGGCUCUCUCGCCACCGAUCCCAAGACUGGAAAGUUCAUCGAGGGUUCUUUCCAAGAUCGCGUGAGACAAUGCCUCGACAACCUCAAGGAGGUCCUCCUAGCGGCGGGAAGCAGCCUAGACCAUGUCGCAAAGGUCAAUGUCUUCUUGACCGACAUGAAGAACUUCAAGGACAUGAACGAGGUUUAUGAUCAGUUUUUUACCAAAGAGCCCAAGCCGGCGCGGACUUGUGUAGCUGUUUACCAGCUGCCUUUGGGGACUGAUGUUGAGGUGGAGUGCAUUGCUGUUGAGAUGCCAAAGGCUAAGCUCUGAGAGAUGUGUACUGAAUCACACGUAUUUUCAACGAUGCGCAACUUUGUCCAACCCAGAUCUUUC